CCCUCUCCCUCCUUUCCUCCCUCUCUCUCUUCUUCCUCCCCUCCCCUCCCCAUCUCGACCUAUCUUCUCCAACCCGCUUCCACCACCCAUCCAACCUCACCCUAUCCACGCCCUGAACGCCUCGCCACGUCACACAACGCGCGCAACGCCCUCCCCCAUCGGCGCAUUGUCCCUCCUCCCACUGGCCCCUCGAUAGUUCGUGUGCGCGCGCGCUGUCCGUGUCGUCAUGUCCCCUCAUGACCGCGCGGACCGUCAGUCAGAAUCCGUCGUCGCCGACGCGGUAACCGCGAUGAAGCUGGACCCCAACAAAGACACUCCUCCCGCCGGGGAUCAGCCGUUUCUCGGCACCACCAAUGGAGGAGGUUCCGCGUUUCCCGACGACAGCGACGGAGGCUUCUCCUCCGUCCGCUCCCAGCAUCCCGACGAGCGCAACAACGUGUCCCUGUCGCCCGGUGAAUCGCGAUCUGCGUCUCGGUCGUCCCCUGUCAAGAAGGAAGAAGAAGAAGAAGAGGUGAAAGACGAGCUAGACAGCGAUGGUCAUGUGGAUGGCGAUGGCGAUGGUGACGAUGGUGACGACGAUGGCGAGGAAGAGAAGGUCGGCGGCGACAUCACCGUCAAGCUAGAACCCGGGCAACCUCCCAAGUUGACCCGCAGUUCUUCGCAGAAGGUCGUGCCGCGACCGCCGCAGCUAUUCACGGACCUACCCGACAGCACCGCCGAGGCGAAGUCGACUUUUGGCAUGAUGAAUAUGUGCACCUACGCCAAUAAAUACAUGGGAUAUACGGAACAUGCGAUGGAGUGUGAUUGUGCUGAGGAAUGGGAACCCUCUGUCGGGAAAAAUGUCGCAUGCGGCGAGGAUUCCGAUUGUAUCAACCGCGCAACCAAGAUCGAGUGCAUGGGCGACUGCGGAUGCGGGCCAGAAUGCCAAAACCAACGGUUCCAGCGAGCGGAAUACGCCCCAGUGGCAGUGAUCAAGACCAAGAAAAAGGGCUUCGGGCUGCGUGCCGAAGCCGAUCUGCGAUCGCACCAGUUCAUCUUCGAGUACGUGGGCGAGGUCAUCAACGAGGGCCAAUUCCGACGGCGAAUGAGGCAGUACGAUGAAGAGGGUAUCAAGCACUUCUACUUCAUGUCCCUCAGUAAGGGCGAAUUCGUGGACGCGACCAAGAGGGGCAAUCUCGGCCGAUUCUGCAACCAUUCGUGUAAUCCGAACUGCUACGUCGACAAGUGGGUCGUCGGGGAGAAGCUCCGGAUGGGCAUCUUCGCCGAGCGCGACAUCCAAGCCGGCGAGGAACUCGUGUUCAACUACAACGUUGACCGCUACGGGGCCGACCCCCAGCCAUGCUACUGCGCAGAGCCAAACUGCACGGGCUUUAUCGGUGGCAGGACACAGACCGAGCGCGCGACCAAGCUCCCCAACGCCACCAUCGAAGCCCUGGGCAUCAGCGACGCCGACGGCUGGGAUACAGCGAUAGCGAAGCGACCUCGCAAGAAGAAGACAGGCGAGGACGACGAGGAAUACGUGGACAGCGUGCAACCCAAGUCUUUGGAAGAGGACGGCGUCACGAAAGUGAUGGCAGCUCUCAUGCAAUGCAAAGAGAAAUGGAUCGCCGUCAAGCUCCUGGGCCGUAUCCAGCGGUGCGACGACGAGCGCGUCCGCAACCGCGUGGUCAAAAUGCACGGGUACCAGAUCCUCAACUCGCAGCUGGCCAUGUGGAAAGAGGACCAGAACGUGGUGCUGCAGAUCCUGGACAUCCUGGACAAAUUCCCUCGUCUGACGCGGAACAAGAUCAUCGACUCCAAGAUCGAGUCGACUAUCCAGCCUCUCGCGAGCUGCGGGGACGAGCGCGUGGAGAAGAAGGCCGCCGCGCUGCUGCAGGUGUGGGCGACUCUCGAAGUUGGGUACCGCAUCCCUCGGAUGAAGAGGGACCCCAACACGACUGCGCAAGCCGUCAACCAGUUCGAGCGACGGGAGGCCAGUCGCGCCGAGCGACGACGGUCGAAAUCGCGGUCCCGCUCGCGGUCGCGGUCACGGUCGAUCGAAGCGCCGCGUGGUCCCGCCGCGCAAGGCCGACAGGGCCACGGGGGGAGGAACUCCCACCACCACGGCCACGGUCACGGCCACGGUCCGCGGUCAUUCCGCCGGCAGUUCCAGCCUCUGCCGUCGGGGUGGUUCGCUGCCGAGUCGAACGGCAGGACAUACUAUUACUCGGCUCGGGGGGACACCACAUGGACGAGACCUACCGCACCGGCGCCUCAACCUCCACCGGCACCAGCGAAAGAGUCCCGGGACAAGGCGCUCCAAGAUAUCAUCGACGGCAUCAUGAACGCCAAGGAGAACACGCCCAAGGAGAAGACAGGCACGCCGGGGACGCCGCAGACGUCGAAACCCACACCUGAUAAACACGAGGGGCGCGAGAAAUGGCGGAACUACAGCGAAGAGAAGCAGAAGAAGCUGUACGAGAAUACCUUAUUCCCGCACGUCAAAUACGUAGUCGACAAGUUCAAGCACAAGCUCCCGAAAGACGACCUAAAGCGCUACGCCAAAGACGUGGCCAAAAAACUCGUCAACUCAGACUUCAAAAACCACCGCGUGGAAGACCCGACCCAAAUCGACGAGAAACAGCAAAAGAAAGUCAAAAAAUACUGCAAAGAAUACUUCGACAAAGCCGUCGCCAAGCACCGCGCCUACGAGCAUCGCAAGAACGAAAAGUCCAGGCCCGGAACAGACCGCGAUUCCAAGGCCACAGACACUCCCAACGGGGCGGGGGCCAGCGAUGACGAGCUGGACGUGAAGAUGUCUGAUGACGAGGGGGAUAACAAUAAUGAUGAUAAUAAGGAGACAUCGCCAACGGCGACAGAAGGCGGCAUCAAGCGAAAGAGAACAGGCACAGCAACUGAAGACGACGCGAUGGCAGCUACAAAACGACAGCGGUCGUCGACGCCGCCUCCGCCGCCUCCUCCGCCUGACGGGGAGCCUCCUAACAGCGACGACGCGAAUAUGUCGACCCCGGCUGGGAUGGACAUGGAACAACCGAUCGAUACGCCUCCGCCGCCGCCUCCGCCUCCUGGUGAUGAUCGGUGCAUGACGCAGGAGGAGAGGGAUGAGGAGGAUAUGCCGUCGCAGAUUGAGGUCGGGGGGGGAGUAUAAGACUUCUUCUUCUUUCUUAUCUGCAACUUCCACCUACUCCUCCUUUUGAACAUGACAUCUUCUCACCUCACCUCAGCCUACCUAUACCCAUCACUCUCUUCACCUACCCACCUCCCUCCCUCCCUCCCUACCUACUACCCACCCACCUAUCUACCUAUUACCACUACUAUCACUAUUAAGCAUAUCCCACCCAGGCAGGAGUUCGGAGUAAAAAAGGGACGGUCAAUUGAAUUUGAUUUGAUUCGAUUCGAUUUGCCUGUCCCAUCCUGGCGAUGAACAUGAAUUGAAUUGAAUUGACUUGACUUUGAGCAUUAUUUUCUUCUUUCCACUUUUUCAAUAUCAACUUUUCUUCUCUUCUUCUCUUCUCUUAUUUUGUUUUCUAUUUAUUUGUUUAUCAUUACUACUUUUUAUCUUUGAAUACCCCAUUACUUU
Messenger RNA from Aspergillus campestris IBT 28561, 3580 nucleotides. It is a transcript of the gene set2, whose product is annotated as SET and WW domain protein. NCBI's taxonomy places the organism in Eukaryota, Fungi, Ascomycota, Eurotiomycetes, Eurotiales, Aspergillaceae. Gene Ontology annotation, cellular component: chromosome; nucleus; chromatin. Bases 227 to 3148 code for a protein of 973 amino acids. Gene Ontology annotation, biological process: regulation of DNA-templated transcription. The record is from RefSeq and is a predicted model, not a curated record. Gene Ontology annotation, molecular function: histone H3K36 methyltransferase activity; protein binding. The transcript is spliced from 4 exons.